This is a messenger RNA of Psylliodes chrysocephalus, 1000 nucleotides long. Lineage: Eukaryota; Metazoa; Arthropoda; Insecta; Coleoptera; Chrysomelidae. The record is from the annotation of a GenBank genome assembly.
AUGGAAAUUUUUCGAUAUUCCAGCUUAAAGUCCCUGUUAAGUGUUGUUUAUGAAACAACUGAAAUUAGUGAUAAAAAGACGCCCAUCAAUGUGCUAAAUUUUCUUAUAACAACUGAUUUAAAUAAGUCCCUUUGUGAAGUCGUCAAGUUGGGUGAAUUAGUACUAACCAUCCCAGCCACAAUUUUUAUAUUAGUUUUCAUUACUGAAAACUCCCUGGAAUCAUCAUUCCUAGAGAACGCUUUUCAAAAAAUGCCAAUUAAAAAUCUUUUAACCAAUUGCAAGGACAAAACUGGCGCAACCAAAGAGGAUUUCGAGAUGCUGCGGACGAGAAAAAUACCAAACACAAAAUCGGGGAAAUGUCUCAUGGAGUGCCUUUUCGAAAGUGCUAACAUUAUGAAUAAUGGUAAAUUUAAUAAAAAUGGUAUGGUAGUAGCACUUACUCCCGCUCUAAAAGGAGAUAUUACAAAGUUAGGGAAGCUGAAGGAAUUGAGUAAAGUUUGUGAAGACGAGCUUAAAUUGAAGAAGAAUGAAAAUUGUGAAGAAGGAAAAUUGAUUUUGGAAUGUAUUGCAAAUAAUGGGGGCAAAUAUGGGGUUGACUUUGUUAACCUUAAGAAAAUAUAAUUUAUUUUAUGAUCAAACAGAUAUAAUUUACUGUAAUAUUUCAAUAAAAUAAGAAACUUAUUCUAAUAACAGUUGAUUGUUGUGAACAUUGACAUUAUUGUAUACCUUAUAUAAUACAAACUUUUAUUCUUUGAGUACAAUGUAGUUAUACAGUUUAACAGGUUCUACCACGAAAAUUCAAAUUCUUAAUUGAUUUAGGUACUGAUGUAUAAUAUUGCCUUACAAAAUUUUAAUUGGCUAAAAGGCUUAAUAAUAUCUAGUUAUUAUAACUGUACUCUUUUUUAGAUUUUUUUUUAAUAACCCAUUUACUUAAUCUUUCACACAGAUCUGAAUCUUUUUCAUAUCUAUAUCGUAGUUAUCUAUUACUUUAUGAUUUUAU